AUGGGGCGCGCCUGCGCUGUGAAUGCGGCAGGAUGGGGCACGCCUGCGCUCUGUGUGCUGCGGGUCGGGCGCCUUUGCGCUCUGGACGUUGAGGCAGCAGUAAACAUGGAUAUAGCGUAUGUAUGUGAGUGGGAGAAGCGGCCGAAGAGCAAUUAUUGUCCGUCUGUACAGCUGGUGUGUGCUUGGUCCUGCAGAAACCUGGUUGCCUUCACAACGGAUCUGAAGAACGAGGAAGAGCAAGAACAAGAUCUUACUUAUAUGAUUCACAUUUUGGAUACUGAGCAUCCUUGGGAUGUUUACUCUAUUAACUCAGGACAUCAUGAAGUGAUUACUUCUCUGGAGUGGGAUCAAUCUGGUUCUCGGUUAUUAUCUGCUGAUGCUGAUGGUCGGGUGAAAUGCUGGAGUAUGACUGAUCAUCUGGUAAACAGCUGGGAUAACAUAGUUGGGAGUUCAGUGGACGGGGAUCCCAUUGUAGCCUUGUCGUGGCUACACAAUGGUGUCAAGUUGGCCUUGCAUGUAGAAAAGUCUGGAGCAUCCAAUUUUGGUGAGAAGUUUUCUCGAGUGAAGUUCUCCCCUUCCUUGACACUUUUUGGAGGGAAGCCAAUGGAAGGUUGGAUUGCUGUAACCAUUAGUGGUCUAGUGACUGUGUCGUUACUGAAACCAAGUGGACAGGUUCUCACUGCUACAGAGAGUUUAUCACGUUUGAGAAGCAGAGUUGCCCUGGCAGACAUUGCAUUCACUGGUGGUGGGAACAUCGUGGUGACUACUUCGGAUGGCAGCAGCUCCUCUCCCGUUCAAUUUUAUAAAGUCUGUGUGAGUGUUGUAAAUGAGAAAUGCAAAAUUGACACUGAACUGCUUCCAUCACUCUUCAUGCGUUGUACGACAGACAGUGCUCGAAAGGAGAAGUAUCCGGCUGUCACACAUCUGAAAUUUUUAACAAGAGAGACAUCUGAGCAGGUAUUACUGUGUGCUUCCAGCUUGACUGGCAGCAUUGUAGAAUGUUGGUCAUUAAGGAAGGAAGGCUUACCAGUGAAUAACAUUUUUCAGCCAAUUUCCCCUGUGGGUGAUAAACAACCAAGCAUUCUGAAGUGGAGAAUUCUAUCUGCAACCAAUGAUCUGGAUCGAGUAACAGCUGUGGGUUUACCUAAACUUCCAAUUUCACUGACCAGCACCGACCUAAAGGUGGCGACAGACACCAAAUUCUUCCCAGGACUUGGACUUGCAUUAGCAUUCCAUGACGGAACUAUUCACAUUGUUCACAGGCUUUCACUACAAACAAUGGGAGUUUUCUAUAGCACUCCCUCUCAGCGACCAACAGAUGACCAAGCUAUUAAACGACAGCGUACAACUGCAUCUUCUGUACACUUCAAAGCAUUACAGUUGUCCUGGACUUCAUUGGCACUGGUAGGAAUAGACAAUCAUGGAAAGUUAAGUAUGCUGAGGAUCUCACCUUCAAUGGGUCACACAUUAGAUAUGAACACAUCACUGCGUCACCUGCUUUUUCUACUGGAGUACUGCAUGGUGACUGGUUACGAUUGGUGGGACAUUCUUUUGCACGUGCAGCCUAACAUGGUGCAAAACCUAGUGGAGAAAUUACAUGAGGAAUAUACACGCCAGAAUCAGGCUUUGCAACAGGUUCUGUCUACUCGAAUUAUUGCCAUGAAAGCAUCUUUGUGUAAGCUGUCAACAAACACAUUGGCAAGAGCCUGUGACUUCCAUGCAAAGCUGUUGUUGAUUGCAAUUGGUUCCACACUUAAAUCACUCCUUCGACCACACCUGCUCAACACACCAGACAAGAGCCCUGGAGAACGAUUGACUGAAAUCUGCUGUAAAAAUACUGACACUGAUAUUGAUAAAGUUAUGAUAAACCUGAAAACUGAAGAGUUUGUCCUGGAUGCUUGGGUGUUACAGUCACUUCAGCAGCUCAUACAGUGGGUUGGAGACUUCGUGCUAUACCUUCUGGCUAGUUUGCCAAAUCAAGGUUCUCCAGUUCGGCCAGGGUUUAGUUUCCUCCGAGAUGGCACCUCGCUUGGAAUGCUCAGAGAACUAAUGGUGGUGAUCCGAAUAUGGGGUCUCCUUAAGCCUGGUUGUCUGCCAAUAUAUACUGCUACAUCUGACACCCAAGACAGCAUGUCACUGCUCUUCCGACUGCUCACUAAACUCUGGCUCUGCUGUAGAGAUGAAAAUCAUACAACUGAACCUGAUGACAAUCUUAUAGAUGAAUGUUGUCUGCUUCCCAGCCAACUGCUUGUUCCCAGCAUGGACUGGUUACCAGUGAAUGACGGAAUUAUUGGCAAAUUACAGAGUAAACAGCUGUUAAAACUGCAGUUUGGGAAACCAAUCAGUGUACCCAGUCACUUUGCAACCUCUCAGCUUGAUAUUUUUGCGAGAUCACCAGGGUAUCAGAAAAUGGACAACUUAAGGAGACUUAAUUUAGGAGUAUGUCCAACAGAAGAAACCAAAUCCUGUACUAGAUGUGGGUGCAACACCAUGCUGAAAUCGCCAAACAAGUCGACUGCAGUUAAACAAUGGGAACAGCGGUGGAUUAAGAACUGUCUGUGUGGGGGGCUGUGGCGCAAAGUGUCCAUUACUCUGUCCUAAAUAGUCUUUGUUACAAAGACAACACAAAAUAUGCAUUUGAAGAUAUCAGUUGGAAAAUUAUCAGAUGUCAAGGAUUAAAAAAACUAGAAAUUUGAUAGAAUUUUUAUUAUAAUAAAUGAAUUUGUUUCGUA
Rhincodon typus (whale shark) is the source of this 2732-nucleotide messenger RNA. It is a transcript of the gene med16, whose product is annotated as mediator complex subunit 16. The coding region runs from base 1 to 2601 and encodes 866 amino acids. Gene Ontology annotation, cellular component: mediator complex. Lineage: Eukaryota; Metazoa; Chordata; Chondrichthyes; Orectolobiformes; Rhincodontidae. Gene Ontology annotation, molecular function: protein binding. The record is from RefSeq and is a predicted model, not a curated record. Gene Ontology annotation, biological process: positive regulation of DNA-templated transcription. The transcript has 14 exons.